AUCGUUCAGGUCGACAGGUGCACGACGAAGGUGUUGAUCCAAGGAAACUGCUCUGUCAAUCACUAAGUCCAACCUUCCUCUUCCGGGCUCGUUCGAACGGAAGAGUCGGCAAAGACCACGGUAAGCGAACGAACAGCAAGAGCGACGGCCGGCAGACGACAUGGAGGUUGACGAAAACAACGCAAUCAGCAAUAAGGAGACCCCGGCAACGGCCUCCGGGGAAACGCCGAUGGAGAUCGACGAGGACACCUCUGAGAGGAAUCCUGCUAUGUCCACGACCUCAGCGAGCGCUAUCAAGGUCAUGGCAUCUUCCGGCACCGUCGGCUCUGUGUCCAUCAGUCUGCAUCCAUUGGUGAUUAUGAAUAUCAGCGAGCACUGGACGAGGCUCAGGGCUCAGGAAGGCAGUGACCAGUUGGUAUAUGGUGCUCUGAUUGGUAAGCAGAAGGGUCGUAACAUAGAAAUAAUGAAUUCCUUUGAAUUGGUGUUCACUUGCAUCGGCGACGAUGUUAUAAUCGAUAGAGAUUAUUAUAAUACAAAGGAGGAGCAGUUCAAGCAAGUCUUCAGUGACAUGGACUUUUUGGGCUGGUAUACCACUGGUGACAUGCCCAAUGAAAGAGACAUCAGAGUGCACAAGCAGCUCUGCGAAAUAAAUGAAAGUCCUGUACUGUUGAAGCUGGAUCCAAGACCAAAAAACACAGAUCAAUUAUCAGUUUCCAUGUACGAAUCAGUAAUCGACUUAGUCAAUGGUGAAGCCACUAUGUUAUUUGUUCCAUUAACUUAUACAUUAGCCACCGAGGAAGCUGAGAGAAUCGGAGUUGAUCAUGUAGCAAGGAUGUGUAACAACGAUCAGGGCGAAAGUUCAUUAGUGGCUGAACAUUUAACGGCGCAACACAGCGCUAUCAAAAUGUUGCACUCGAGAGUGAAACUCGUCUUAAGAUAUGUGCAGGCUGUACAAAAUGGAGAACUGAAAGGAAAUCAUGAAGUACUUCGAGCGGCUUGUUCCUUAAGUCAUCGACUGCCUGUUCUAAAUAAUCCGAAAUUUAGAGCUGACUUUUAUAAUCAAUGCAACGAUUUCAGUUUGAUGACGUAUCUCGGUAUCAUAACUAAGGGCUGUAAUAAUAUAAAUCAAUUUGUAAACAAAUUCAAUAUCUUAUACGAUAGACAGGGCGUGGGGCGACGUUUACGAAGCCUCUUCUUCUGAUAUGUGAAUACAAUCUGUUGUUUUUAUACGCGUCUUUUUUUACUUUCUAGAUAAGUGCCGCGAGCUCAGGACUUAAUGAGAGAGAAAUUCACACACAGCCAACUUAAUCGCGAGGUAGUUUCAAUACUACUCUAGAUACUGUAUCGAACGUAAAUAAAACUAAAGAAGUAACAAAA
Odontomachus brunneus is the source of this 1377-nucleotide messenger RNA. RefSeq names its product COP9 signalosome complex subunit 6 (gene CSN6). Gene Ontology annotation, biological process: protein deneddylation. Gene Ontology annotation, molecular function: protein binding; metallopeptidase activity. The coding region runs from base 161 to 1201 and encodes 346 amino acids. The transcript is spliced from 5 exons. Gene Ontology annotation, cellular component: COP9 signalosome. The record is from RefSeq and is a predicted model, not a curated record. Lineage: Eukaryota; Metazoa; Arthropoda; Insecta; Hymenoptera; Formicidae.